Rattus norvegicus (Norway rat) is the source of this 2463-nucleotide messenger RNA. RefSeq names its product MANSC domain containing 1 (gene Mansc1). Gene Ontology annotation, cellular component: membrane. NCBI's taxonomy places the organism in Eukaryota, Metazoa, Chordata, Mammalia, Rodentia, Muridae. The record is from RefSeq and is a predicted model, not a curated record.
UCUCCUAAUUACGCCCAAAUUAGGAUGCUCUGUGGACUUUGACCAAGAAGGCGUCCUUGGAUAGAAUGUGGCGGUGCACCCCUGUAACACCUGAACUUUGGAGGUAGAGGCAAGAGGAUCAGGAGUUGAAGGUCAUCCUUGCGUACACACAAAGAAUUCCAAGCCUCCCAGGCCUUCAGAAACUGUCUGAAACAGAAGGCAGCGAUGGCUGCUUACUGUGGUUGUGAAGCGAGGGACAGGAAUGCGGAGCCGGAGUACACCUGGUUUUUUCUAGAGUAAAGACAAUCUGUACAGUCUUCUGAGGUGAGACGAGACCAGAAGGUCCAUCCUUGACCAGAAGGGUCCAUCCUUGGUCUUUGAAGAGAGACCAAGACGAAGCGACAGUUCAGAAUGCUCUUCGGGGGACACAGUUUGGCUUACACAUUGGUAAUCAUUUCCUUCCUGACACCAAGGCUGUCCGCUGGUCAGAACUGCUUCACCAAGAGCCUGGAGGAUGUUGUCAUCGACAUUCAGUCUUCGCUUUCCAAAGGCAUCAGAGGCAAUGAGCCCAUACACAUGGCAGCUCAGGAAGACUGCAUCGGUGCCUGCUGUUCAACACACGACAUAGCCGGGGACAAGUCAUGUAAUUUGAUGAUCUUCGACACCCGGAAGACAGACAGACAGCCCAACUGUUACCUGUUUUUCUGUCCCAGUGAGGACGCCUGUCCACUGAAGCCAGCCAAGGGCCUUGUGAGCUACAGGCUCUUCAGAGAUGUUCCACUGACCAGAGCUAAUUCAUCACUCCAAAAGUUAACACAAGAGGAGUCUCUCUUACUUGGCCACGCCUUACCAGGAGUCACCCCUGGGGUCCCUCCCCCAGCAGGCUACCCAAAGCCCACCGGCCUGUUUUGGAGAGACUUAUCUUCUCCGAAGUCCACAACCUCCCUGCACUUGCAGAAAUACAUCCAGGUUGAUGACGCAAGCACGCAGCCCCCUUCCUAUGAAGGGAAAAACCAUUCUCAGAGCUUACAGCUUCCCUCAGAACUAAACAUGGUUCACCUGCUCCCUAAAACGCCUCCAUUUCCCACUGUGGCUCCCCGCGGUAGUAACGUCUCUGCCACCCUGAAACCUGCACUUCUGCUGGCCAGCAUUUCAGUGACACCUAAGACUUCACGGCCGAAGGACGCCACCACAGUUCCACACGUAACCACUGUGACCUCGGAGUCUCCAGCAGUCCCCGUGUCUACAGGUUUUAUACCCGUGGUUUCACCCCAGGCAGCUUUGACGACCAUCCUUCAAGCACAUACAGACUCGAAAGGCAUCUUCAAAACAGUGCCCUUUCGAGGAGGCUCCAAGCUAACUUCAGACACGAGGCAUGGGAAGCGCCCUGCUGCCACUUCUUUGUCAACCUCAGAGUCUUCCGUUAUAAACAAGACUGCCCCCUGGGAGAACGGGAGGAUCAGUGUAGGCAGCAUACCACGGAACAGGGGUCCAAACACCCGGCAUGGCCUUUCAUUUGAGAAAUGGCUUCUCAUUGGGACCCUCCUCUUCGGUGUUUUGUUUCUGGUAAUAGGCCUCGUCCUCUUGGGUAGGAUGCUGGUUGAAUCCCUCCGUAGGAAACGCUAUUCAAGACUUGACUACUUGAUCAAUGGGAUCUAUGUUGACAUCUAAAGACAAAUUCGGUAUCUCUCACUUCAUGUAAGAUCUCGUUGCCAAAUGCCACCUGCGUUCCUUCUGCCCAGCCCAUCUCAGCAGGAAUUAUAUUUUGAAAAAUAGCCCUAUUUCCCUCUCCCUCCUCCUCCUCCUCCUCCUCCUCCUCCUCCUCUUCCUCCCCCUCCUCCUCCUCCUCCUCCUCCUCCCCCUCCCCCUCCUCCUCCUCCUCUUCCUCCUCUCCUCCUCCCCCCUCCUCCUUCCCUUCCUUUUUGAAACAGGCUGGGGUAGCCCAGGACGGUUUUGAACUCUUGAUCUUCCUACCUCUGUCUCCUAAAUUCAGGGGUUGCAGAUUUUCACUACCAUGUCUGGAUUUUUAAUUAAAGAAAAAAUUUUUUAAAAUUCUUUGUGCAAGGUCAGGGCCUUCUGCAUGCUCAACAAGCUGUCUCCUCCUAAGCCACACCCUCAGCCCCACCACUUUCUUUGUUUGACUUUUGUUUUUGUUGUUUUUGUUUUGUUUUGUUUUUAAGAGGAAGCGAGAAGGAAUAAAAGAAACUAAGUUACUGAGGGUGUAUCGAUCUGUCUGUAAAAUAGUAGCUGAAAAUAAUUCCCAACUAAAAUAUUAAGUAUAAACUAGAAGUGUGUCUCCGGCUGUAGGUAAAGACCGCUCAGGUUUAGGACGUCUGAGUUGAUUCAUUACUGUUUCCCUUUCCAGAUAAUGACAACCGUUUGAUACUAGUCUUAAUGGACUGAAGUAUUUUCUUUUCUUUUUUUUAUGAAUUCCAAUAAAACUCAUUCCAGAUGUAUCUCCCUCCAAUUAAAUAUUUGAAUAAA